UUGGCGCUGCGCACUCCCGGGCUAAAGACGCUGAUUAGUGAUUAUUGGAGAGAGGAGACGGAUACCGGUUCUCUAUGAACGUUGAAGUUGAAAAGAAGUCGCAAAUGUGAAAAUGGAGUCCAGCGGCGAACCUUCGUUCGCCUCCGUGCCGGACUGGGACCAACCCAUCACCCAAGUAGAGCUGGACGCAAUCGAAGCGGCAUUCACGGAUGCUGCUAAUUCGUCUUCUAUCAAGCGGAGAAGAUCUUCCUCUCCCGAUGUCGUCGAAGUUCGCUACAACGGCCGGCGCUUGCCCAGUUCACUGGGUCGAUGCCAGCAAAUCCCUUCUCUCGAUCGCUCCGAAGUGGAAAAUUGUUCGAUUACCGAUGUAGAUUCAUUUGUUCCCAGAAUUGGGCAGUGGAACCCUGUUUGUUCUCCUUACCAAGCACAGGCAAAAGCGAGAUACCCCACAAUGAACUUUGGAGGUCGUAUUGCUUACAGCAGGACUGUUCUCAAGGUGGAAAAAGCCACAAUGGAGCUUUUGGAGUUCAUUGAAACUAAGAAAAAAAAUAUGGACCAAGUUCCUCUUGGAUUUGACAUUGAGUGGAGGCCCAUCUUCAGAAGAGGACAUGCUCAACGUAAGGCAGCGGUUAUUCAGAUAUGUGGGGAUAGUAGUAAUUGUUAUGUAAUGCACAUCAUUCAUUCUGGAAUCCCUCCCAUUUUGCAGACCCUUCUGGAGGAUUCAACAUCUUUGAAGGUUGGAAUUUGUAUAGCCAAUGAUGCCAACAAGAUCUUUAACGAUUAUAAUGUACGUGUUAAACCUCUGGAGGAUUUGUCCAGUCUUGCAAAUUUGAAGGUUGGUGGUCUUUCUAGGUGGAGUCUUUCUUCUCUAACUGAAAUGCUUACUUGCAAACAGCUUGAGAAGCCUGGCAAAAUUAGACUAGGAAACUGGGAAGCUGAUGUCCUAUCAAGGGAGCAACUCCAAUAUGCAGCAACAGAUGCUUUUGUUUCGUGGUACUUAUAUCAGGUGCUGCUGAACUUCCCAGAUGCAACUGAAAGUUGAAAUGGCUAGGUGAUGGUGUCAUCAUGAGUGUCAUUAUUAUGUUAUUGUCAUCAUUAUCUCCAUUAUUGGGGCCUUAAUGCAGCUAUGACGUCCGUGUU
Messenger RNA from Telopea speciosissima, 1140 nucleotides. Its product is annotated as Werner Syndrome-like exonuclease. The coding region runs from base 113 to 1042 and encodes 309 amino acids. Gene Ontology annotation, biological process: nucleobase-containing compound metabolic process. Gene Ontology annotation, molecular function: 3'-5' exonuclease activity; nucleic acid binding. NCBI's taxonomy places the organism in Eukaryota, Viridiplantae, Streptophyta, Magnoliopsida, Proteales, Proteaceae. The record is from RefSeq and is a predicted model, not a curated record. The transcript has 6 exons.